Oryzias latipes (Japanese medaka) is the source of this 982-nucleotide messenger RNA. RefSeq lists its product as uncharacterized. The record is from RefSeq and is a predicted model, not a curated record. Gene Ontology annotation, biological process: regulation of lipid catabolic process; inflammatory response. Gene Ontology annotation, molecular function: signaling receptor binding. NCBI's taxonomy places the organism in Eukaryota, Metazoa, Chordata, Actinopteri, Beloniformes, Adrianichthyidae.
UGGGUGGCACUUUGCCAUCUUCAUCAGCACGGCGGCUGCAGGCAGACGCAGAAAGAUGGCUGCUUUAAUGCUGUGGCUCCUCGGAGUUGGAGUUCUGUUUUUGGGUUCUGAUGCGCAGGAGGCUUACGACGACCUCCCAGAAAUCCUCAGGAUAGGAGUGGAUCUGGCUUUGACGAACGUCAACAAUCACUCCUCCAUCCAGCAGCAUUUUCUCUUCUUCAACAGCGUCUCACAGAUGAAGGAGGAGCUUGGCUUCAAUUUGAGAUACAUCUCUCACCAUUUUAACCUGAAAGCCACCGAUUGCCAGAGAGGAGUGAACGACACCUCAGAGUGUCAGUUCAGAAACGACAGACCGCUGAUCGACUGCUUGGUGUGUUACAAGACCUUUGAGGGAGAGAUCGAGAAUCCUCCCACUCCCUACCUUCACUGCAUCCACAAGCCAAAGCUGACGGAGGAGAUGAGAAGGAUCAGAGCGGAGCAAUGCAGCCGAAUGGAAUACAGGAGAGGAUCUGCAACUCUUCUGGGAGUUGUAGAUCCCCAAAAAAGAAAUUAAAGACUAUAGAGGAAGCUACUAGUUAUAAAAAAAAAGGCAAUAUAAAAGAAUUCAAUAAUAAAGUAAGGGGAACCUUUUCUGUAAAAUCACAUAUUUCUAGAAAGUUUAUCUUUGUUGUAGAAAACGUCAGUUUAUUUUAAACAUUUUUGUAUCUCUGCACCUUUAUUUACAAGGUAUGUACCUGCAAUUAUCGGGGUUCACUCUUCAUUGAGUCUAUAUGUUUUUGAUGUAAUAAAUGCCUUUUUGUCAUAUUCAUCCUAUUUCUGACAAAACGUUUUUUUAGUUUGUUAUGCAACAAAGGUCUUAUGAAGCAAGUUCCACGCUGAUGCUAUGAUUUUUAUCUGCUGAAAUGAAUUUAAAACCACAAAUUGUGGAUGUUAUGUAAUGUUAUUCGUUCUUUUUGUCCAAUAAUAAAUAGUAUAAUAAAUA